GAUUUUUUUACGAGGACACGACUUCUGCUUCGAUUGCAUCGCUCUCCUAGGCAACCUCUUCGCGACGACCACUAGCCUACCUUCUCACAUCGCGUCAAGUGUCACAUCUUCUCCAAGCAAGAUGGUCUCCGAAGACCUUGCAAGGCUGAGCUGGCAGAGGGUGACCUUCGAUCACCUCGCAACCUUCUCGGGCUGGCUCGUGCCCUCGCGAGAGGAUCGUUACGAGCACUCUAUGUGGUCUUUGCUUUUUCAAACAACUCUGCCCAACCUGCUGCUCGUUCUGCACGCCCAUCUCUUCCUUCGCUACCCCGAAAGCCGAUCUCUAAGACUUAUUCUGAUGCCAAUCAUCGUGCUGACCGCUCUGCGCUGCGCCUUUGCGGGAAAGAUCAAUCCUUCCAAGUUCAAUCAGUACAACUUUAUGACGUCCGUAGCUGCCGUCUACACCAGUUGCAGAGCAAUAGUCUGGGCCUUUCCAAAGAAGGCCCCCCAAUGGACCGGCAAUAAUCGUCGUCUACCGCUCGCUGUCGAGUUGGUGAUUACGCAACGAGGUGCCUGUUGGGACUGGGGCAUACCAAAACCGCCCACAAAGCCUCAUCAAGAGUUCCUUUGGGACAGCUUCAACAUUUCAGCCACUGGGCUCAUCCUCUUUGACCUUCUUACCACCUUCAUCCAGCACCCCGCCGUGACACCUAAGAACGAGCUGAUGACAUUAGAGGAGCGCAGCAGCGGUGUCCUCGGCGACUAUCACCUGAUUGUGGUCACAUUCUGCAUAGGCGUUCUAGUCGGGUGCAUCCUCCAAACCUAUCACACUCUAUUGGCCUUGAUCUUCGUGGCCAUCUUUCCCAGCACCCAAGCGACAUGGGCUCCCAGGCCUCUGGAUGCUCCGUGGAAGUCGACUUCGUUGAGCGAGCUGUGGAGCAAGCGGUGGCACUCCUUCUUCAGGUACAUUUUCCUCAACCUUGCAUAUCGACCUACCAACGCCCUCCUGAAGCUGUUACGAGUACCAUCCAAGCCGCGACGAGCCGCUUCAGUCCUGGCCGUCUUUGUGCUUUCGGGCUUGAUCCACGAAGUAGCUCAAGAAGGUAUGGCCAUCCGAGCUCCAGCUGCCCUUUCCGACCCGGAAAAGGCUCUAUUUCAUUCUCGGCAAGGCUGGGGAGCAAGGAACUACACCAGCACCUGGUUCUUCACCAUGUCGGGCAUCGGCGUGCUCUUGGAAGACCUCUUCACCUCUCUCACCGGUAUCAAGGUCCAAGGCGUCUGGGGAAACAUCUGGACCCUGACUUUCAUUACGCUCACCGGAAUGCCGCUGGUAAAGGUCUGGCACGCGCAAGGUAUGGCUGCCGAAACCUCCGCAAUCGGCUUUACGAAGCCGCUGGUUGAUCGUGUCGUCGACUUGCUCAUCAAAUUGCAAGGAGAGUCUGUCUCGAAGGCUUGAGAGCUUCUUGCAUCUCUCUUUGCCCUGGCACGCCAGUCGCGCUCAGUCAGAUGCUCAGCACACUUGCAAGAAAUUCGCCUACAUCUCACUCCUUGAGGAGGUCCCGACCGCCUUCCGUCU
Messenger RNA from Ceraceosorus guamensis, 1555 nucleotides. RefSeq lists its product as hypothetical. The transcript has 5 exons. Lineage: Eukaryota; Fungi; Basidiomycota; Exobasidiomycetes; Ceraceosorales; Ceraceosoraceae. The coding region runs from base 122 to 1435 and encodes 437 amino acids. Gene Ontology annotation, biological process: lipid metabolic process. The record is from RefSeq and is a predicted model, not a curated record.